AUGGCCGCAGCUUUUUCUUUCUCUCUUGCCUCCAUAGCAGCCCCAUCAAAUUCCUUGAAAUUAUCACAAAAAUCACUUUGCAACCACAAUUCAUUUCAUUCUCUAUCUUCCCUCUCCAACCGCAACCUAAUUCAUAAGCCACUUCACCUUCAUGUAGGUCGGUCUAAGAAGGUUUUAUCGGUGUCUGAAGAGAAUCCUUCGUUUUCUUGUAAAGUUGGUACCUCAUUUAGUAAGAAGGAGAAAAUCUCUCCAGCUGUCCAAGAAAAAGAAUUACAAUUUGAAGCUCAUUGUUAUGUUUCUGCGACUGGAAAGUCUAUGCAAUCCGCACCAGAAUCCGGGAUGAUUUCUUCGAUUACCAAGAAGAUAGGAGAUACGUUUGGUACCUUUUUGGCUGGUGGUGGAACAGCUAAAAGGGUUUUGGCGCCAGGUGAAAAGGAACCUUUAACUUCCCUUAAUUGUCAGACCUCUGUUUUUAAGGAGGAGAAGAUCACUCUCGGUGGACAAGAUGAGUACAUUGUGAGAGGAGGACGGGAUUUGUUUCACUUGUUGCCUGAUGCAUUCAAAGGGAUUAAGCAGAUCGGUGUCAUUGUUUGGGGUUCCCAGCUCCUCAUUCAUUAUAAGGGUGCUGCCCAAGCUCAGAACUUAAGGGAUUCUCUUGCUGAAGCCAAGUCUGACAUAAAAGUCAAGCGAGUUGCUUGGACGUUGAUGAUUAAUUUCUCCUGUCUGAAUAUGAUACAGAUUGGCCUCAGGACUGGCUCUUGUUCUUUUGCCGAAGCACGUGCUUGUGGUUUUACCGAAGAGAAUGACACUUUAGGUGAUAUUUGUGAUACUGUUUCAGGAAGCGAUCUAGUGCUGCCAUUGAUUUCUGAUGCAGCACAGCAGGCAGAUGACUACAAAAAGGUUCUCUCCCACAUGAAGCCAAACAGCAUCCUUGGGCUUUCCGAUGGAUUUCAUCUUGGGCAUUUGCAGUCAAUGAAACUUGAUUUUCCAAAGAAUAUUGGUGUGAUUACUGUUUGCCCUAAGGGAAUAGGUCCCGUAAGGAGACUCUAUGUUCAAGGAAAAGAGAUCAAUGGUGCUGGAAUUAAUUCUAGUUUUGCAGUCCACCAGGAUAUCGAUGGUAGAGCCACAGAUGUUGCCUUGGCAUUGUCAGUGGCCAUUGGUUCGCUUGUCACAUUUGCCACUACACUAGAGCAGGAAUACAAGAGUGAUAUCUUGAGGGAGCAGGGUGAGUGUAGUUCCCUAAAUUUUAUUUCUGCACCUGCUGCUUGA
Molecule: messenger RNA, 1269 nt
Organism: Dovyalis caffra
Lineage: Eukaryota; Viridiplantae; Streptophyta; Magnoliopsida; Malpighiales; Salicaceae
Source: the annotation of a GenBank genome assembly